Molecule: messenger RNA, 1853 nt
Organism: Klebsormidium nitens
Lineage: Eukaryota; Viridiplantae; Streptophyta; Klebsormidiophyceae; Klebsormidiales; Klebsormidiaceae
Source: the annotation of a GenBank genome assembly
CUCUAGCUAGCAGCUAGCUGCAAGAUCUGAGAUCUGAGGCGCAGGAAACAAGCGGAGCCGAGCUCUGCAGAUUCAUUGGACGUCUUCAGAGCUUCGAAUUUGUCCAUUGUGGGCUUGUUGUCUGCAGGCUGCUGUUGUUCCUUCUCUUAGCAAGAGGCUGGCUUAAGGGGGUCUGAAAAGAGGCAUGAUCCAUUCUUCUUGAAGGGUCUGAAGACAAAGAUUGAGUGGGGAGGGAGUGAGAGGGAGUCUGAACGGAGAGCUUCAAACCUUAAUUUCAAACAUGACGGUCGGUACACCAGGUGUUGCCACUCAGGUGGUCCCACCCACACCCCCACAGAUUGAGGUACCCCAUGGGCCAAUCAGGGACCAAAAAAUUGCUGAGCUGGAGGCCGAGAUUGAGCAUCUGAGGUCGGCCGUCGCUAAUUCUUCGCAUGAGAUAGAGCGCCGGGACCAGCGCAUCCUCGAGCUCGAGAAUGAGAUCAAGGAGAUCGAAAAGGAGUUGCCGAAACUGCGCCGGCCGAGGGGCCCCCCCGAACCCUGGAAGACUGGCAUUUUUGAUUGCUGCGCCGACACUGAGAUCUGUGUCCUCGGCACCGUGGUUCCAUGCGUUCUCUUUGGCCAGAACGCCAUGACGGUCAUGGACUGGGACGACAAGAUCGUCGGUGCCCCUACAACCAAGGGCUGCUGUGGCGCUGUCCAAACUGUUGGAGAGGGCACCAAAGACGGCUUCCGUUUCUUCACCAACUGCCUCAUCCACUGCGUUCUGGGAGGAGCGAUCCAGAUUAUCACCUGCUUCUUGCUGGGGCCCGCAGCAGCCGCCGUCACGCUCGCGCCGCUGGUUGCGUACGAGUAUCGGACCAAGAUCCGGACCAAGUAUAACCUCAAGGAAACCCCGAUGGACGACUGCCGCACGUCGUGCUUCUGCCACCCGUGCGCGCUGUGCCAGGAGGCGCGCGAGCUGCAGAUCCGCGGCCAUGGCGGGCUGCGCAAGGACCUGGAGAUUCAGGCCCACGCCAACGAGAAAGACAAGGCCGCAUUUGAGGAGCGGGUGCGCGCGGAGGAGCGGGCGAAGAUCAUGAAGGAGAUGGGGGCGGGGGCGCCGGCGCCCCUGAAACCCGAGGGGACGGCACCUCCCAAGAAGAAAUAGAGAGAAGAGAGGGGCGUGGUGGAUAUUCGGGGGGGUUGACGGAAAGAGGGGGAGAGGUGAGGCUAUGGAUCGCACUAGUCAAGGAAACCCUUUUAUUGGGGGUCGAGUUGAAAGACAUUUGCAAAUGAUGGACGAGCUUAAACGAAAACAUCUAUAACGAGUCUGUCGAAGGUGAGGUAGGUUUUGGAGGAUGUAUCGAGGGUCGCAGACGGGGCGGCGGCCUUGAAGAGAAGGUUGCAGCACAGUACGCGAGUUGGAUGUUGAUGACAGGUAGCAUAAAGACGGGUCAGUUAGCCCCUCCACCAUUGGGCGGAAACACGCAAAAGCGAAGGCAGGAUUUAUCUGCUAAGCGCCCAGAUGCCUCUAAUGUAGGACAUGUGGCCUGCUUGUCAAGGUGGCUCGCAAGUCUCGAGUCUUUCGCUUAGGGCUGCUUCGGAAUACAUUACCUUAAGUUUCGGGGAGUGCCAAAGAUGACAUUGUGCUACGAACCCCACCUGGUAGUCUAGUUUGAGAAAUGUACAGUCAUGUUAAGGUGAUAUUGCUAGGAAUCAGACGUCGUCGCGGUGUUUAUUUGCGCCAGGCUAGAGUCAGACAACCAAGUUGCAACAGAAGCCGGCCUUAACUCAUGCAAACAGUCCGUCGGUGACAGUGCUGGAGUUGCCAACGCGUCUGUAAUGAUGUGUCUCGAUCAACGAUCACACAUGGA